UUACAACGUUCUCACUCACUUCUUCACUCCUCCCCGAUAUCUCCCCCACAGCCACCACAUCACCACCAACUCACCUCCCCUCUCGACCCACUAACCAAUCGAUUUAAUAAAAACCCUCCAAGUAGAACGAGCAAAUACUACAAACAAGCAAGCAAUUCCCCCUUUUCAAAUCUCCAUUUCCAAGAAAAUCACAAAAAUGCCAAAACCCAACUCAAUAAUGGCAGUACUAGCAAUAUGGAGUUUAUCAGCAACGGUGGCGGAGUCAGGGAUAGGGGUGAACUGGGGAACGGUGUCUCUCCACAAGCUGUCGCCGUCGACGGUGGUGGAUCUGCUCAGGGAAAACAAAAUUGGGAAGGUGAAGAUGUUUGAUGCGGACCCAGAUGUCCUCAAGGGCUUAAUGGGGAGUGGGAUUCAAGUGAUGGUCGGAGUGCCCAAUGAGAUGUUGGGCUUGAUUAGCUCUUCUACCGGUGCUUCUGAUUUGUGGGUUCAGAAGAAUGUUUCUGCUUAUUUGGGUAAAGGUGGUGCUAAUAUCAGGUAUGUUGCAGUUGGAAAUGAGCCCUUCCUUUCAAGUUAUUCUGGUCAAUUUCAGUCAUACGUCAUCCCUGCUCUGAUGAACCUCCAACAGUCCUUGGCCAAAGCAAAUCUCGCUGGCUAUGUAAAGCUAGUGGUUCCCUGUAAUGCCGAUGCAUACGAGUCUUCCCUCCCUUCUCAAGGAGCCUUCCGACCUGAACUGACUGAUAUUAUGACCCAAAUUGUUUCAUUCCUUAAUUCUAAUGGCUCCCCAUUUGUUGUCAAUAUCUACCCAUUCCUGAGCUUAUAUGGAAACUCAGAUUUUCCCCAAGAAUACGCAUUCUUUGAGGGGACAAGCCAUUCUGUAACAGAUGGAUCAAAUGUUUAUUACAAUGCAUUUGAUGGGAAUUUUGACACAUUAGUUGCAGCCCUUAGCAAAAUUGGGUAUGGUCAGAUGCCCAUAGUUGUAGGGGAGGUGGGUUGGCCUACCGAUGGAGCAGUUGGUGCAAAUCUUACUGCUGCAAGGGUCUUCAACCAAGGCCUCAUAAAUCACAUUCUAAGUAACAAAGGAACUCCUCUGAGGCCAGGUGAUCCUCCCAUGGAUAUAUAUCUUUUCAGUUUUUUUGACGAAGGGGCAAAGAGCAUACUCCCAGGGAACUUCGAGAGGCACUGGGGAAUGUUCUCUUUCGAUGGACAGGCAAAGUACCCUUUAGACCUUGGUUUAGGCAAUGGGAGGUUGAAGAACGCAAAGGAUGUUCAGUAUCUCCCGCCAAGGUGGUGUGUGGCAAAGCCAUCAACGGAUCUAUCUGCCGUUGUGAAUCACCUUAGAAUUGCUUGCAGUGCUGCAGAUUGCACCACACUCAACUAUGGGGGAUCUUGCAAUGCCAUUGGAGUAAAGGGAAAUAUCUCGUAUGCUUUCAACAGUUAUUAUCAGUUGCAAAAGCAGGACUCAAAGAGCUGUAAUUUUGACGGGCUUGGUAUGAUCACUUUUCUAGAUCCUUCAAUCGGUGAAUGUAGAUUUGUUGUUGGGCUUACUGAUAGUAGUUCUUCAAGUUUUAUUAAGCAUAGCGGGUGGUUCAUUGCUUGGCUUUGGAUGUCUUGGGGAGUUUGCAUUUUUGUCUUGUGAAAAGAGUUUUCAGUAGAUGGUUUUGUCAUGGUCAAAGUGUUUGGUGAAUACACAUAGGAGAUAGGGUAGUGUAGCCUAUUGCCGAUAUAUUGUUAGAAGUUAUCAAAGUUAUUGUAGCUAGGAAUGUUGUUGUAGCAAAGAGAUGAACAUCUUAUUUACUCCAUACCCAUUUGACAAUCUAUUGAGAUUGGUUAGUCUUAUA
Molecule: messenger RNA, 1838 nt
Organism: Rhododendron vialii
Lineage: Eukaryota; Viridiplantae; Streptophyta; Magnoliopsida; Ericales; Ericaceae
Product: glucan endo-1,3-beta-glucosidase 5
Exons: 2
Coding region: 197-1636 (479 amino acids)
Biological process (GO): carbohydrate metabolic process
Cellular component (GO): plasma membrane
Molecular function (GO): hydrolase activity, hydrolyzing O-glycosyl compounds
Source: RefSeq, a predicted model, not a curated record